Molecule: messenger RNA, 528 nt
Organism: Saccharomyces cerevisiae S288C
Lineage: Eukaryota; Fungi; Ascomycota; Saccharomycetes; Saccharomycetales; Saccharomycetaceae
Gene: YFL067W
Exons: 1
Coding region: 1-528 (175 amino acids)
Cellular component (GO): membrane
Source: RefSeq, marked reviewed
AUGGAAUCUAUUAUCCUCAGCAUUGCCAUCUUUAUUGGCGUCCUCCUUGGCACUAGCGUUGGUGCUGGCAGUGGUAGUAGCAUUAGUCCUGACGUUGAUGCUGGCAGUGGUAGUCGCACUAGUCCUGACGUUGAUGCUGGCAGUGGUAGUCGCAUUAGUGCUGGAGUUGGUACUUUCAGUGGUAGUAGCACUAGUCCUGACGUUGAUGCUGGCAGUGGUAGUAGCACUAGUCCUGACGUUGGUGCUGGCAGUGGUAGUAGCAUUAGUGCUGGAGUUGGUAGUCGCAUUGGUACUGGCAUUGGUAGUCGCAUUGGUACUGGCAUUGGUACUGGCAUUGGUAGUCGCAUUAGUACUAGCAUUGGUAGUCGCAUUAGUCCUGACGUUGGUACUAGCAGUGGUAAUCGCAUUAGUACUGGCGUUAGUACUGGCAUUAGCACUACCAUGAAUGCACGUGUCGCUGUCCUCAUCACUGCUGCAAUACUUUCUGCACCUGUCACUGCUAUUGCUCUCCUGGAAGCUAGACGGUAA